CCCGGCCCUCCUCGUGGCCCGCGCCCCCGGCCUCGGAGCAGCCCGAGCUGCCGCGGCCGUCCUCCUCGCCCUCCGAGUCCGAGUCCUCGCCGUGGAUGAGGCGCACCAGCCCGAAGUGCACGGAGCCGCGGUCAUCCAGAACCUGCCAGGUUGGGGGUGAGCGUGUCUGACGUUAAAUGCUGAUCUCACCAUCAAUGGACAAAAACUCUGGACUGUGUGCCUCUUUUCAGGUGACAGCAAAGUCGACGAGAAAGUACUCCAAUUCCUCCUCCCUCCACACAGUCUCCUCCACGACAGCACCACCCACCAGAGUGGCCUAUUUGUUAUAAUCCUCAAACUGAAACACAGCGUCCUGCAAAGCCAUAACAGCGUUCACUCUUGUUGUUCCUCCUCCUUCUUCAAGUCUGAAAUGCCUCAUUCUGGGAGCUUUACAAGGCAAUGCAGUUUGGGGAAGGUGAAAGUCUACAAUCCCAGAGCCCAGCGUACUCAGUUUCUGGAAAGGACUGUGACACGUGACAUCACGUUAUGGUGCUAAGGGACCACUUCUGAAGCUGGGGAACCCCAGGGAGGGUUCAGUGGCCACACUUCCAUCAUGGGCCUGCGCUCCCUGAAACCGGAGGCCCUGCACCUGCCGCCUGGGACCUCGGAGCUUCUGGGCUGCCAGCGUCGCCACACACUCCCUGCCAGUGAGUUCCGCUGCCUGGCCCCUGAGGAUGCCGUCAGUGUGUUUGAGAUCGAGCGCGAAGCCUUCAUCUCCGUCUCGGGCACCUGUCCCCUCCACCUGGAUGAGAUCCGGCACUUCCUAACCCUGUGUCCAGAGCUGUCACUGGGCUGGUUUGAGGAGGGCUGCCUUGUGGCCUUCAUCAUCGGCUCACUUUGGGACCAGGAGAGACUUACUCAGGACUCGCUGACGCAGCACAGGCCUGGAGGCCGCACGGCCCACCUCCACGUCCUGGCGGUGCACUGUACCUUCCGGCAGCAGGGCAAAGGCCCCGUCCUGCUGUGGCGAUACCUUCAACACCUGGGCAGUCAGCCGGCUGUGCGCCGGGCUGUGCUCAUGUGCGAGGACGCACUGGUGCCCUUCUACGAGAAAUUCGGCUUCCAGGCUGUGGGCCCGUGCGCCGUCACCGUGGGCUCCCUCGCCUUCACCGAGCUACAGUGUUCCUUGCGGUGCCACGCCUUCCUGCGUAGGAACAGUGGCUGCUGACCCGAGCCGCCCACUUGGCCGUGGAGAAGGUCGGAGCAGCAGGCUGGGGCAGGGGAGCUCCUGCCUAACUCCCAUGCCACUCCCUUUUCUGCCUAGUGCCCACCCAAGCAGAGCUGGCUAGCGUGAAGGGAGAGAGCAGUUCCCGACCACAGCAGAGGGGUAAGGGUCAGUAAGAGGCUGGGAGGUGGCGUCACUCUAGCACAGGCUGCUGUCUGCCCCCAGAGGACCUCUUGCAGAGGAGGGACCGUGAACGGUGGCAACCUUGGGGGAAGAUCUGCUGUAGGGCCACGGGGCCACGCCUCACUGCGCCUGCGCACCAGCGUGGCAGCCCACCUGCCUCCCAAGGCCCCUCCCCUUCUAGUCUGAUCCCCCCACACACACACCAACCCUGGCACCUCUGCCCACUAAUAAAGCAGCUAUGCCCAGUGGCUGUGGUUCGUGGGUGUGUGUAGGGUCUUCUGAGUGAGCUGACUGCAGCAAGCUGACUGAGCAAACGAACACCCGACCUCCCCCUGAAGGACCACCUCUGACGGAAUAGGCCAUUCCUGCUGACGGUCAGCCUCUGACUCCUGGGAACAAAAGCAGAGCAGCCGGGGUUGAGAUCUUCCGGCCCUACCUGUAACCCAGUCCCCUGGUCCUUGGGGGCUUUGCUGUGAUCUCAUCUCAAUCUGGUUUCUGGUUCAACUAAACACCAGAGAGAUCCCAGGUUUUCCAAUCUGCCGUCACACCCACAAGUUUUUUCUACUUAAAUUAAGAAAAAAGGGCUUGAGAGAUGGCUCAGAGUUUAAUAGCGUUGACUGUUCUUCCAAAGGUCCUGAGUUCAAUUCCCAGCAACCAUAUGGUGGCUCACAACCAUCUAUAAUGAGAUCUGGAGCCCUCUUCUGGUGUGCAGGCUACUGAGUAAAUAAUAAAUAAAUCU
Molecule: messenger RNA, 2126 nt
Organism: Meriones unguiculatus (Mongolian gerbil)
Lineage: Eukaryota; Metazoa; Chordata; Mammalia; Rodentia; Muridae
Gene: Aanat
Product: aralkylamine N-acetyltransferase
Exons: 7
Coding region: 593-1207 (204 amino acids)
Biological process (GO): circadian rhythm; melatonin biosynthetic process; response to light stimulus
Cellular component (GO): cytoplasm
Molecular function (GO): aralkylamine N-acetyltransferase activity
Source: RefSeq, a predicted model, not a curated record